Molecule: messenger RNA, 258 nt
Organism: Haemonchus placei
Lineage: Eukaryota; Metazoa; Nematoda; Chromadorea; Rhabditida; Trichostrongylidae
Source: the annotation of a GenBank genome assembly
AUGGAUGAGAGCUAUAACCUCGUGGUUGACAAGUCCAAAGGAAUUGCAACAUUGACAGCUAAUCAAGUAUGGGGAGCUCUGAGAGGCUUGGAGACGUUCAGUCAACUGAUCUAUCAACCAGUGAAAAAUAGGUACCGUAUUCGAACAGUGUCAAUCUCGGAUUCACCACGUUUCCCUCAUCGAGGAGUGAUGAUCGAUUCGUCGCGGCACUUUCUCCCUGUUGGAAUCAUUCUAGAGAAUCUUGUGAGAAUGGCUUAA